AUGUCGAUUAUGCAAUACAAUGGUGGCUCUGUUGUAGCCAUGGUAGGAAAGGACUGUGUCGCUAUUGCAGCUGAUAAGCGUCUCGGUGCCCAAUUCAUGACUGUAUCAACCGAAUUCCAAAAGAUGUUCAAAGCUUCCGAAAAGACAUUUAUUGGAUUACCUGGUUUAGCUACUGAUGUGCUGACAUUAGCAGAUCGUUUCAGAUUCAAGACAAAUAUGUACAAAAUGCGUGAAGAGAGAGAAAUGGAGCCCAAAACACUUGCACACAUGGUCUCCUCUACUUUAUAUGAGAAAAGAUUUGGACCUUACUUUGUUGAACCAAUUGUUGCAGGUUUAGGCAAGGACAACAAGCCUUUCAUUUGCGCUAUGGAUUUAAUCGGAUGUAUCAAUUUUGCCAAAGAUUUCGUUGUAAGUGGUACUGCAGGAUCCAAUUUGUACGGUAUGUGUGAAUCGCUUUGGGAGCCUGAUCUUGAGCCCGAGGAUCUCUUUGAGACCAUCUCCCAAGCAUUAUUGAAUGCACAAGACAGAGAUGCUUUGUCAGGUUGGGGCGCUGUGGUUCAUGUCAUUACACCAACCGAAAUCAUUACUCGUACACUCAAAUCCCGCCAGGAUUAA
Messenger RNA from Mucor velutinosus, 615 nucleotides. Its product is annotated as Glutaredoxin. Lineage: Eukaryota; Fungi; Mucoromycota; Mucoromycetes; Mucorales; Mucoraceae. Gene Ontology annotation, cellular component: proteasome core complex, beta-subunit complex; proteasome core complex. The record is from RefSeq and is a predicted model, not a curated record. The coding region runs from base 1 to 615 and encodes 204 amino acids. The transcript has 6 exons. Gene Ontology annotation, biological process: proteasome-mediated ubiquitin-dependent protein catabolic process.